CAAAAUCAUAAUACCAAUCCAAUCUUCUAUGUAUCCCCGUCCGAAAAUCGAACUGAAAAAUCGCUCUGAAAUUCGAAAAUCCAAAUACUGAAAACUCGAAAUGAUUUAAAUGAAACUAAAAUAUUGCUGCCCACCAAAUCGACCGACAACCAGGAUUCAAACCGCCGCCGACAUGCGCUAUCUUCACGAUUUGAAUGUCCAAAUAUCGCAGAACCGUCGCUCCCACUCCGUUUCCAAGCAAAUGGACAGGGAUCUGUGCAACCAGCACUUCGACACCUUCGAAACGUUCUGGGGAAGACCAGGACACGGUGCCCGGGGCGAUAAGAUCAACAAACUGAAACUGGACAAUCUGCUGUACGGAGCCAGCGAGUCGGCCUAAGGUCAAGGAUACCUGGAUGGUCAAGGAUACCCGGGGAUAUUCCCCCCUCACCAAUGCACUGGCUCGUAGUUUGUGUGCUUCAAGACAUCUGCUCAGAAAUCAAUCGAUGCCAAGGUCCAAAAAGAAAUAAGAAAAUAUUACAAGCGUUGAUAUGGUUAUUUCGGGAAUGAAAUGAAAAACUGUUUUUUCAAAACGUUUAAUACUUGUAUUCCAGAAAUAUUAAUAUCAACCUUGUACCAUUUUCACUGUCUCUGCAUAAAUUUUGCCAACUUGCUUCUAGUAAGUUGACCAAAGUUUUAAAUAGGUCAUUUGUAAUAACAUAUUGGGAGAAUAAAUUAAUGUCAGUAAAAGCUAAAUCACUUUGCUAGCUAAAUUUAGUUAGUUUUAUAAAUACCAAAUAUUAAGUAAGAACGAUCUAAGAACCCCCUAAAUUUGUUUUAAUUUUAAAAUAUUUAAAACUAAUUUGGUUUCGAUUCCUAAAGCUAAAAUAUUAAUUCAAAAUUCAAGG
Molecule: messenger RNA, 887 nt
Organism: Drosophila subpulchrella
Lineage: Eukaryota; Metazoa; Arthropoda; Insecta; Diptera; Drosophilidae
Exons: 1
Coding region: 110-379 (89 amino acids)
Source: RefSeq, a predicted model, not a curated record